This is a messenger RNA of Oreochromis niloticus (Nile tilapia), 663 nucleotides long. RefSeq lists its product as uncharacterized. Lineage: Eukaryota; Metazoa; Chordata; Actinopteri; Cichliformes; Cichlidae. The record is from RefSeq and is a predicted model, not a curated record. The coding region runs from base 1 to 663 and encodes 220 amino acids. The transcript is spliced from 2 exons.
AUGUUUUUCGGUUGCACGGGAUCCCCCAGGACAUUGUGUCGGAUCGGGGUCCUCAGAGGGGAGAUUGCCGUUCCUGCGGUGCGGGAUCACUUGCAGCGCAGUAGGAGGAUUUGGCGUGCGGCCAGGGCGGCGCUUCUCCAAACUACAACACGGACUUGCCGCACCGCCGAUCGGAGGAGGACACUGGCACCCCAAUAUGCCGUGGGACAGCGGGUGUGGUUGUCCUCUGCGAACAUUCCGCUCAAGUCCAUGUCCCGGAAAUUGGCCCCUCGCUUUUUGGGCCCCUUCACUGUUCGGCGCAUCAUCAAUCCUGUGUCGGUGCGGCUGCAGCUGCCUGCGUCGAUGAAGGUUCAUCCCACGUUCCACGUCUCCCAGCUUAAACCGGUGUCCAGUAGCCCGCUGUGCCCACCUGCCGGACCCCCUCCGCCCGCCAGGGUGGUGGAUGAUGCUCCUGCUUAUUCGGUUCGUCAACUGUUGGAUGUGCGUCGUCGGGGACGCGGCUACCAGUUCUUGGUUGACUGGGAGGGUACGGCCCGGAGGAACGGGCCUGGAUCCCUGGUUCUCUUGUUUUGGACCCUGGUCUUAUUGCAGACUUUUAUAGGAGACAUCCUGACAAGCCUGGUGGGCCGCCGGGAGGCGUCCCUUGAAGGGGGGUACUGUUAG